Anguilla anguilla (European eel) is the source of this 1696-nucleotide messenger RNA. RefSeq names its product myeloid-associated differentiation marker homolog. Gene Ontology annotation, cellular component: membrane. The transcript has a single exon. The record is from RefSeq and is a predicted model, not a curated record. NCBI's taxonomy places the organism in Eukaryota, Metazoa, Chordata, Actinopteri, Anguilliformes, Anguillidae. The coding region runs from base 714 to 1571 and encodes 285 amino acids.
CAUGACUCAUCCAGGGCUCUGAUUCAUGGACGAACCCCAUAAAUUCAAGCUUGGAUCUAACAACCCGGCGUGGAAAGAGGGAGUCAUAAGAAUAUGGUUAAACAACACUGUAGGUUGUGAGUGACGAGGGAGGGCACGCGGCACAAUAACCCGAACUCAAAGCAGGGGAGACGUUACAUAGCACGCGUUGGCAGUGGAAAAGGUGAAGAGUGCGCCGCUUCAGACUUCGCCCCAGAAAAAGGAAAAUGUCUCAAGACGGAGAGAUUACAGCGAAACCUUUCAGAUCGCUCUUGUUGUGGUUUUGCUUUGCAGCUGCCUACAUUCUAGCCUGAAAGCACACUUCAGCAGCCAAGCAGGAAAUGGGAGGGGGCUGCAGAAGUGUCACACGUUAGACCAGAGCGGCUGCAGCUCUGCUCUCUCCGCCACAAAGGUGACGAGAAAGCGAACAGCGUGCACGCUCGCUCGUUCGCUCACACUGCGGUCACGCCAUGCUCAUUUCUCCUGAGAGCCAGGGGUCGGCCGCGACGGCGGAGCCCGGUUUUGGAAGAAGAUAGAGCCUUUUUCUGUUUUUUUUUUUUUUUUUUAGGCGAGCGCAGCUGAGCGCCUCUGUGAGUUGGCGGGAACAGCUUGAAGCUGGUCCAGGGGGUCGAGGGACGGGGACGGGGACGGGGACGGGGACAGCGUGCAUCGGCGCUCUGUGUCUGAGGAUCACCAUGCCGGUGAGACUAGGGGAACUCAGCAUCCUCACCAGCCCCAUCUCGCUGGUCCGCAUCUGGGCCCUGGUUUCCGGCUGCCUCACCCUGAGCCUGGGGGUGUACGCGGAGGAACGGGCGGACUUCCACACCUUCAAGGUCUUCUGCAUGGCCGCCUGGGGCCUGCACUUCUCCUUCACCCUGCUGAUCAUCCUGGUGGAGUUCAUCCAGUUCCAGAGCCUGGUGCCCGUCUCCUGGAAGAACCUGCCCGUCUCCUUGGCCGCGCUGGGCACGCUGGUGUACCUCAGCACCUCCCUGGCGUUCCCCUGGCUGCUGAUGAGAGAGAACCCGAACCCGAACCCCAAGGCCAUCGUGGCCACCGUCUUCUCCUGCCUGACCUUCCUGGCCUACGCCUCGGAGACCCACCUGAUCCGGGUCCAGAGCAGGGAGCAGAGGGGGUACAUGGCCAGCGCCCCGGGGCUGCUCAAGGUCUUCCAGGUGUUCGGGGGCUGCGUGAUGCUGCUCUUGGUCAGUCACCAGAACCCCGAUGGGCAUCCGGAGGGCUGGAAGUACUGGCUCCCGUUGACGAUCUACAUCUUCUGCUUCCUCAUGUCCCUGGGCACCGUGCUGGUCGUGAUCGGCGACUGCGCCAACCGCUGCCUCCUGCCCUUCGACCGCCUGCUGGCCGUGUUCAGCCAUCUUGGCGUCCUUCUCUACAUGGUCGUCACGGUGAUCAGCUUCACCAAUAUCCUCACGAUCAAGGCCAGCGGAGAAAAAACGUUUGGAAUUGUGACCGGGAGCGUCGUCACCUGCCUCACUUUGAUAGCCUAUACCGUGGACCUGGCCUUCUCCAUCAAGCUUCUGUGUGACAGGUCUUAAAGAUCCUUUUGGAGAGAAGUUGUGGUACCCUUAACACUGUGAAUAACAUUUUGUUUUGCCUUGACAGAUGUUUUGAGGAACAUUUACAGAUGACAAUUGACUUGACGUCUUACAGUAGUUUUACU